This is a messenger RNA of Ilyonectria robusta, 1038 nucleotides long. RefSeq lists its product as uncharacterized. NCBI's taxonomy places the organism in Eukaryota, Fungi, Ascomycota, Sordariomycetes, Hypocreales, Nectriaceae. Bases 1 to 1038 code for a protein of 345 amino acids. The transcript is spliced from 2 exons. The record is from RefSeq and is a predicted model, not a curated record.
AUGGCGGCUACGACCAUCACCACUACCACCGCUUCCCAGCCUACCUUGACCCUCCGGCCGGCCGGUGCUGACCGUAUGAAGGUCGAUGGCACCGACCGACGCUAUGGUGACUGGCGCGAUGACCUCGUCCGCGACGGAUAUGCCAUUAUCAAGGGCGCCAUUCCCAAGGAGAGGGCGCUGAGCUAUGCCAGCCGCUUCUAUGGUCUUGUUGAGAGCUUCGGCCUUGGCUACGACCGCAACAACCCCUUGACCGUCCGCCCCGAGAAGCUCCCCGUCAUCACGGAAAAGGGCAUGCUCCUCAACUACGGCGCGGCGCACGAGGACUUUGUGUGGGCCAUCCGGUCCGAGCCCGGCGUCGUCGGGGCGUUCGAGAGCGUCUACGACACCGAGGACUUGCUCGUGUCGUUCGACGCCAUCAACAUCGGCUUCGCCAACCGCACGCACCUCGAGGCCAACAAGCCGUGGCCGCACCAGGACCAGGAUCCGGACCGCCCGGGCUUCCGCUGCCUCCAGGGCCUCGUCAACCUGCUGCCCAACGGGCCCAACGACGGCGGGCUCAUCGUGGCCAAGGGCGCGCACCUCCUGAGCGAGCAGUUCCACGACGACAUCCGCGGCACCGAGGACCGCAUCCCCGCGUGGACCAAGGAGUGGUACGGCUUCACCGAUAAGGGCAUGCAGUGGCUGCGCGACCACGGCUGCGAAUGGGUCAAGGUCGAGGCGGAUCCUGGCGAUCUCAUCGUCUGGGACUCGCGCGCGCCGCACUACAACGUCCCCGUCAAGGGCGAGCAGGACCGCAUGGCCAUCUACACGUGCUUCAUGCCCGUCACCGACGCCUCGCCCGAGGAUCUGCUCCGCAAGAAGCGUGCCUUUGAGGACCGCGUGGGAACUACACACUGGCCUAACGCCAGACACACCGGCUCGAACGUCGCCAAGCGCAACGGCGAGCCUGAUCAUGUCGUUCGCGACCGCCCUCUGCAUGAGCCGAUCCUGUCCGAGCGGGCUUUUAGGCUUACGGGCAUUCCCUACAUCAAGGCGUAG